UGCUGUGUGCACUUCCUCGUUGUUAUCCCCGUUACUAGGGUGACCGCUAAUCUCUUUCAGCGGUUGGUGGAGACCGUGUGACAUAAGAGCGUUAUCGGGAAUUCCUCUCCCCUCGGGGCUCCGUGUGACGGCAAAAGGAGGUAGCUUCAGUUAAUGCCGGGAGAAAGCAGCACGCAUUUUAUACACGUGAGGCGCUGAAGUUUCCCAUGUUUCCUGAACGUAUAUCCAUCCGAGCGCAGCUCCGCAGAUGAGGAAGAUGUGUCUGUGCGGAGUUUAGACUUGAAUGAAAUGACAAAAGUUAGAGAAGAGAUACCAUGGUCGUUAGAAUCUUCUUCUCUGGUUCCUGCUUAUAGGCACAACAUCUGAGAUCUGUACUGACCUGACCAAGGAAGACUUAAAAAGGGCCCAACAUGUUCCCUGAUGCCCUGGAAGCAGCCGGGUGUGUAGAGGGUCUGUCACUGCCCUCUCUGCAACCGCUGCCAGAACUGGAGGAAGAAGAAGCAGAGGCUUCAUUGGAGAGGGGACCAAAGAGGCCAGGACGCUACAGGAAAAGCCUUCAGCUUUUAAAGCCCUUCAGGAUAAGGCACAAGCACCAGCAUCCAGUCGAUAAUGCUGGCCUCUUCUCAUUUAUGACUCUGCACUGGCUCUCGCCGCUGGCAGUGAAAGCCUACAAGGCGUCCAGCUUGUCUAUAGAUGAUGUGUGGGGACUGUCUUGCCACGAAGCCUCUGCAGUCAACUGCCAAAGGCUUGAAUAUUUGUGGCAUGAGGAGCUCAAACGAAGCGGGCGAGAGGGGGCAUCCCUGACAAGAGUCUUCUGGAGGUUCUGCCAAACCCGUACGCUGGUGGCCGUGUUCUCCCUGCUUCUCACAAUGGUGGCCGGCUUUGUUGGGCCUGCUAUCCUGGUUAAAUCUCUGCUGGAGUAUUCCCAGAGCUCAGAGAGCUCUGUGUGGUAUGGCCUGUCUCUGGCAGCCGGGCUCUUCCUCAUGGAACUGAUACGCUCCUGGUCUCUGGGACUCAUGUGGGGCGUCAAUUACCGCACUGCAGCACGCCUCCGUGGGGCCGCUCUUACCCUGGCCUUCCACAAGAUCCUCCGUCUGCGCAGCACUAAAGACAUCAGUCCGGGCGAGCUGAUCAACAUCUGCUCCAGUGAUGGCCAGCGGCUCUAUGAAGCAGUGUGUAUGGGCUGCCUUCUGGCUGGAGGGCCACUUGUAGGAAUACUGGGUCUGUCUUACACUGCAUUCUUCCUGGGCCCCACGGCUCUGAUAGGGUCAUCCAUUUUCAUCAUCAUUUACCCUGUCAUGAUGCUUGCAUCGAGGUUGACGGCAUAUUUCCGCAAGAAGUGUGUGACAGUCAGCGACCAGCGCGUGAGGCUGAUGAACGAGAUCUUGGGCUGCAUAAAGUUCAUCAAGAUGUAUUGUUGGGAAGAUGCCUUUGCAAAAAACAUUCGCAAGGUGCGGUUAGAAGAGAGGAGCAUACUGGAGAGGGCCGGGAACGUCCAAAGCAUCACAGUGGGACUGUCUCCUAUCACUGUGGUGCUCGCAAGCGUGUGCACUUUCUCCUUACAUAUGGCCUUAGGUUAUGACCUAACUGCAGCUGAGGCUUUCACUGUGGUUGCAGUUUUCAAUGCUAUGACCUUUGCCCUGAAAGUCACACCACUGGCGGUGAGGUCACUAUCAGAGGCUGCUGUUGCAGUCAAAAGAUUUCAGAGGCUCUUCAUGAUGGACGACAGAGAGGAGGUUGUAGAAAAAAUGGAGGAUCCUGGCAACGCCGUAGAAUUUCAGGUUGCCACGCUGGCUUGGGAAAAGGCAAAAGGCAAAAAACCAAACCCGGCUCCCAAGAAGCGAGGAGUAAUGAAGCAUGUGCUGCGAAGGGAAAAGCUUAGCUUGUACAUUUCCACAGAGGAUGGCAAAGGAAACAAGGAAAACCCCAAUGUCCAAAGUCUCCUCACAAAUAUGGAGCAGGAGAGUCCACAAAGUACCGUCUCCUCCACUCAAAGCAUACGCCCCCCGCUGCACAAGACCCUGCACCGAAUUAACCUGCGUAUAAAGAAGGGGUCGCUGGUUGGAAUCUGUGGAGGUGUCGGGAGUGGAAAGAGCUCUCUUCUGUCUGCUCUGCUGGGACAGAUGACGCUGUUAGAAGGAAAAGUUGCUGUCAGCGGUGGCUUCGCAUAUGUGUCCCAACAAGCCUGGAUCCUAAAUGAUUCUCUCAAGGAAAAUAUCUUGUUUGGAAAUAAGUAUAACCCAGACAAAUACAAUGCAGUGCUGGAAGCAUGCUGUCUACUCCCAGACAUUGCAGAGCUCCCAUAUGGAGACAUGACAGAGAUUGGCGAGAGGGGUGCCAACCUGAGUGGAGGGCAGCGUCAGCGAGUGAGCCUGGCGCGUGCACUCUACAGUGAGCUGCCCAUUCUUCUCCUGGAUGACCCUCUCAGUGCUGUUGAUGCCUGUGUGGGCUCCCAUAUCUUCAGUAAAGCCAUUCGGGGGGCCGCUAAAGGCAAAACCAUACUCUUUGUAACGCAUCAGCUGCAGUAUCUCCCUGAGUGCGAUGUUGUUAUUCUGAUGAAGGACGGCCAGAUUGCUGAGCAUGGUACCCAUGCGCAGCUAAUUGGUAAAGACCGCAACUAUGCCAUGCUAUUCAACAGCAUGCAACAGGAGAAUCUGGUGAAAGAGAAACUAAAAAGCAAAGAGCAGAGGGUAGGUGGAAAAAAGGCUGACAGUGCAGUUGAUGUUGCCAAGGUCGGCCCAAAGGUGGAAAGCAAGAAAGGAGAACCACUGAUGAAAGCUGAAGAGAAAGGCUCUGGUGCAGUCCCGUGGUCUGUUUACGGAGCCUACAUCAAAGCAGCGGGAGGCCCAGUAGUCUUCGUCAUCAACAUCUUCUUCUUCUUUUCCACCACAGGCAGCCUAGCUUUCAGUAACUGGUGGCUGAGCCACUGGAUCAGACAGGGCAGCGGGAACACAUCAUUAAUCUCGGUGAAUGAAACAAUAGCGAGCAACAGCAUGAGACUCAACCCUCAUAUUCGGUACUAUUCAACGGUUUACAUCAUCUCCAUGGGAGCUGCUUUGUUGCUGAAGACAAUCAGAGGGUUGGUGUUUGUGAAGUGCACGGUGAAGGCUGCCUCCGUGCUCCACGACAAGCUGUUCAGCCGGAUCCUCCAUUGCCCUAUGCACUUUUUUGAUACAACACCUCUGGGUCGUAUCCUGACCCGCUUCUCUAGGGACAUGGACGAGGUGGAUGUGCGUCUCACCAUGCAGGCUGAGAUGCUCCUGCAGAACCUGUCCCUGGUGCUGCUUUGCUUGGGAAUGGUGGGCAUGGUCUUCCCCUGGUUCCUCAUUUCAGUCCUGCCUCUGGGAGGCUUCCUCUACAUUGUCAAUCAUCUUUCCAGGGUACUACUUCGUGAACUAAAGCGCCUGGAGAACAUCAGCCAAUCACCAUUCACCUCUCAUAUCACCAGCAGCCUUCAAGGACUCUCCACCAUCCAUGCCUAUGGAAGAGGGCAUGAUUUCCUCCAAAGAUACCAGGAAUUGCUGGACACCAACCAGGCCUCAAACUACCUCUUCAGCUGUGCAAUGCGUUGGCUGGCUAUCCGCCUGGACCUCAUCAGUAUCUCCCUUAUCACUGCUGUAGCACUGCUCAUUGUCUUCAUGCACAAUCAGAUACCUCCAGCCUACGCAGGCUUGGCCAUAUCAUAUGCAGUGCAGCUGACUGGCUUGUUUCAGUUUACCAUGCGGCUCCUCACAGAGACAGAAGCUCGCUUUACAUCUGUUGAGAGGAUCAAUCAUUAUAUAAAGACUCUUGAGAGCGAAGCACCUAGACAAAGUCCUGAGGCUGCCCAACCUGCCCCCUCCUGGCCUCCGGAGGGAAAGAUCACCUUUCAGGAUGUGGAGAUGCGUUAUCGCAAUGAUCUGCCGCUGGUGCUUAAGAACCUGUCUUUCACUAUCCUGCCUGAAGAAACCAUCGGCAUUGUGGGCCGCACAGGAUCAGGAAAGUCCUCCCUAGGAGUAGCUUUGUUCAGACUUGUGGAGCUGACUGGGGGCUCUAUUAUCAUUGACGGAAUCAAUGUUGCACAGAUUGGUCUGGAUGACCUGCGGAGCAAGCUAGCCAUUAUUCCUCAAGAGCCUGUGCUCUUCAUCGGUACUAUCAGGAGCAAUUUAGACCCAUGGGAUCAAUACUCUGAUGCUGAGAUCUGGGAAGCUCUCGAGAAAACACAUAUAAAAGAAAUGGUCAGCCAGCUGCCUCAUUCACUCCACUCAGAGGUGACAGAGAACGGAGAGAACUUCUCAGUGGGAGAGCGGCAGCUCCUCUGUGUGGCCAGAGCCCUGCUGAGAAACAGCAAGAUCCUUUUAUUGGAUGAGGCAACAGCAGCCAUUGACACUGAGACAGAUCGUCUCAUCCAGGAGACCAUUCGCACUGCGUUUGGCAGCUGCACUACUCUCAUCAUCGCCCAUCGUCUCAACACAGUGAUGAGCUGCAGCAGAGUCAUGGUCAUGAACAACGGCCAGAUUUUGGAGUUUGACAGUCCCGUUGCCUUGCUGGCAGAUGAAAACUCAAGAUUUAGAGCCAUGGUAGAAGCAUCAGAAAACCAAAACAGAUAAAACACGCUGGAGCUGAACUUUGGACGUGAGCUGUGAUCCUACAAAAUAUCCAGCUGAAUAAAUGAUUUGCACACAUGCACACACACCAAUCCUGCCAAGUGUGAAAAUGAUGAGUAAAGAAAUCCACUGAUGGUUAGUCCAUGCAACCGUGUCCGUUUAUUUCCUCACCAAAGACACAGAGACAGCACUUCCUAACAGCACAUCAAAUCUCAGUAUGCUAAGUGAGAUCUAUCAGCCACCUGCUCUUUGCCGCCGUGUCACAGGAGUUGUUUCCUGGGGGCCAAACAAUUAACUGCAAGUGAAACAGAGCUGUGUCUCUGACAAAUAGCACUUUAUGUGUCAUGUGGACACUUGGAAGGACGUAGGAUGGUUCUUUUUUUUCUCUGGAGGUCAGUUAAUCAGUCAGACACUAAAUUAGUUUUAUUUCCAUGACUGAAACCUGACAGUCCGGGAAAUUAAUGUUAGGCAGAAAAUGGUGUGGAUCAGAUUUAAUUUCUUAUUUGCAAUGCUACUGAUGUUUAUUUGUUUAUGUCAGGAAUUUAUUUGUUUGAAUUAAUUAUUAAAUGCAGUAUAUUUGAAAAAAUCAUCUUCUAUCCAUUCCUCAAAAUGACUUUCCAAAAGAGGCUAAAAUGUUUGUGUUUUUUGUUGUUGCUAUAAUGAGAUAACUUCAGUAAAUUAUUGCAGAUGUGAUAUGUGCCUAGACCUGUAAACAAUUCCAGGUUAUAUAAUGGAGUUAGCCAUGUAAGCAUGCUUUUUUUUUUAGACUGCAUGCAAGCACUGUGUUUUCAAAUUAGCUCAUCUUUUCAAAUGCUGGAGUUGAAUGUUUUACCAGCAAGAUCAUUUAGGUGUUGAGGUAUGGUGUGUGGUUUGCAACAAAGCUGAAAACAA
This is a messenger RNA of Oreochromis niloticus (Nile tilapia), 5477 nucleotides long. RefSeq names its product multidrug resistance-associated protein 5. Gene Ontology annotation, cellular component: membrane. Gene Ontology annotation, molecular function: ATP binding; ABC-type transporter activity; ATP hydrolysis activity. The record is from RefSeq and is a predicted model, not a curated record. The transcript has 29 exons. Gene Ontology annotation, biological process: transmembrane transport. NCBI's taxonomy places the organism in Eukaryota, Metazoa, Chordata, Actinopteri, Cichliformes, Cichlidae. The coding region runs from base 411 to 4589 and encodes 1392 amino acids.